AGCUAAAACCUCGCCCUCCUCCUCGAAUCAGCCCCCACCAUGAAACCCUAAGACCGGCUUCUUCCUCAACCCGCCACCGCCCUCCCCGAUGCAGGCGCUCGCGCGCCUCUCCUCCGCCGCCGCCUCCAGAAGGGUGAUUUCGGGCGUAUCUGGGGCGGUCGCAAGGCCCUGCUACCGGACAUGGCGAGGGAAGGCGCACGCGGCGCCGCUGUCUUCUCAGGAGCCACCCAAGGGCCGGAAGAGGGAUACUGUACCCAAGAAAGAGAGGAAAGCCAGGAUAGAGGAGUUCGUCGAGAUUUAUCAGGCAUCAAAUGAUGGUAAAUUCCCGACCAUUCAAAUGAUUCGGCAGCAUGUUGGUGGGUCUCAUUACACGGUGAGGGACGUGCUCUCGGAAGUGAAGUACAAUCAGACAAAGUUUCCAUUUGAUAUGUCUAAGGUAGCCCGGUUUCAUGAGACAUCUGAAAGUGCUGAGCAGUCAAUGCUGGAGGAGGAGAGUGGAAACAGUUCAUUCAACCCUCAGAGCAUCAAUGGAAAACAGGAUGAAGAUGAGACACUCUCCUCACAGAAAGAUUCUGCCACCGGGACUGUGAUAAUGAAUGAACCACAGAGAUCUCAAGAAUCACAAGACUCAUCUCGUUACAAUGGACAAACAGAAGUUGCCAAGCAAGAUUUGCAUAUUGCAGAUGCCAAUGGCCUGACUGUAUCAGAACAAGCAGAAAUUGUCAGCAUAAAGGUAAAGUUACAGUUGGAUGACUCUAAGACAGCCCAGCUUGAGACGGCUGAAUGUGCUGACCAAUCGAGGCACGAGGAGAGUAGAAACAACCCUCAAGACUUCAAUGGGAAACAGGAUGAAGAUGACAGACUCCUCUCCCUGAAAGAUUCUUCUACUGGCACUAUAAUCAUGGAAAAUACUGAAGCUCCCAUUCCUUCAGAAGUAGAGACUCAAUCAGAUUCUGAGAAUUGUCAAGGGGAAACUGAAGUUAACAAGUUGCAUGUGAACAACGUUGAAAAUUUCCAGAAUCUAAGUGAGCCAACUGUAUCAGAUCAAACAGAAAGUGACAAGGUGAUCAAGGGAAAUGUACCUGACAGAGAAGAGAACCCCGUGGUGGAGCAGCAGAGAUCAGCCAAGACAGGCCUUCUAGGGAGCCUGCAAUCGUUUGCUUCUGGGAUCAGAAACUUCUGGAGAAAUCUGUAAAUUUGACUCGUUUCGGCUUGAAGCUAACACGAAGCCCCCCCUGUUUACCAUCAUUUCGUGAGCCUGGAGCAACUUGUGAAGCUUUGUAAGAAGAGGCUACAGGGUUAAUGAUCUAAGUGCCCCUUGUUUAGCAUUUUGUGAGCCAGAAGAGAACUGUAAAGUUUUUUAGUUUUACGCUAUUGAACAUCGGUCUGAUUCCUGCCGUGUCACGUUUCUUAUGAGCUAAGAUAAGAGCAUAUUUCAGUGUACCGAUUGUCCAGAAGCUGGUCAUAAUAAUGCUUAUAUGGACGACUUGA
Messenger RNA from Lolium rigidum, 1491 nucleotides. RefSeq lists its product as uncharacterized. The transcript has 7 exons. The record is from RefSeq and is a predicted model, not a curated record. NCBI's taxonomy places the organism in Eukaryota, Viridiplantae, Streptophyta, Magnoliopsida, Poales, Poaceae. The coding region runs from base 89 to 1195 and encodes 368 amino acids.